This is a messenger RNA of Cotesia glomerata, 1765 nucleotides long. RefSeq names its product integrator complex subunit 12. The transcript has 4 exons. NCBI's taxonomy places the organism in Eukaryota, Metazoa, Arthropoda, Insecta, Hymenoptera, Braconidae. Gene Ontology annotation, biological process: snRNA 3'-end processing. Bases 696 to 1469 code for a protein of 257 amino acids. The record is from RefSeq and is a predicted model, not a curated record. Gene Ontology annotation, cellular component: integrator complex.
UAAAUCAAUAGUAAAAUAAUAUUUUAUUAAAUUAAUUUCAUUGUUUUUGUAUUAAAUCGCCGUCUCGAAAAUAUUUAAUGAGGAUUGAAUUUAUGCUUGGAGAUGAUACAAGAGCACUAAACCUGAAUUCUUGAUUAACAAGAAAAAAGGGGGUUGGCGAACAUAAGUAUUAUAUAUGUGUAUAGUAUAUUGUACACUUACAAAUAUAUGUAUGUACGUACAAUUAUAAAUACAACUACCGCAAAUGCCGCCAUUUGCUCUCAUUUUUUUACUUUUUAUCAACAUUUAUAAAUAUAAUUUGAUGGUUAUAAAUAUCUGUACAUAUUUUCAGACCUAGACGCAUCAGACAUCAUUAAAACUAUUAUAUACUUGUACAUACACAUGUCUGUAAUAUAUUUGUAUAUACAUGUACAUAUUUAUAUACAUCCACUGAUUAGCUAAUUUUUGCAUUGAGCAAUAAAUGAAAUUAAUCAAAAUUAAAACUAUUUUAAUGAAAAUUAAAAUAGAAAUUUGGGUAUAAAAUUCAGAGCAGAGGUUAUUUACUUUUUAUUUACUUUUUAUUUACUUUUUAUUGAUACUUGUCAUAACCUCUAAAUAAACGUCAGCUGUCUUGGAGACUUGGAGCAGGACUAAUUAAAUAGGAGCAGAAUUAAAUAAUCAAAAAAAAAAAAAAAUUAAAUUUAAAUUUGUAAAAAAUGACGCAAUUAGAACUGGAUCCACAAUUUGUACAAGGAUUGAGAUUACUCCAUUCUAGCAAUAAAGACUCGAUGGACCAACUGAGGACUCUGCUAGAUGAAGCCAUCAAACAGAAACAUGGAUUUUCUAAAAUGCUUUGCAAUGUUUUGCAUAAAAAGUACACUAUCGAAGAACCAGUCCUAAGUGACCACAGUAGCUGCAGCAGUAAAAAAAGCAAAAGUUCCAGCUCCUCUAAACACUCAGCAAAGUUUAGUAAAAGCGACUCUGUGGAAGAAAUUCCAGCACGUGACACUCCGCCUGACAUAUCUGAAAUCGAGGAAGAUAAUCUUGCAGAAAUUCUAGAGGAUGAUUUAACUUGCGUGGUCUGCAAGGGCAUGGACGUCGGCGCGAGGAACAGGCUUGUUGAAUGUGCGGAUUGUCACUCGCUUUAUCAUCAAGAGUGUCACUCUCCCGUGAUACAGGACUCGCAAAUAGAUGUACCUAAACAUAUUUGGUAUUGUUCGCAAUGUAUCAAAGCUCAUCAGCCGAUAAAAGAAAAAGGUUCUCCAAAACCAGACUCUAAAAAAGAUAAAAAGAGUUCAAAAAAAUAUAAAAGCUCGAGUGAAUCUUCAUCGAAAUUAAUACCAAAUAUAAAUAUCAUCGGAGGUGAUAAAAGGUUCAAAGAAGUUGCGAAAAAGUCGAAAGACAAACGAUCAUCUAGCAAACACUCUAGUCCUUCGUCUUCCUCGAAGAGUUCAGAUAAAACUUACAAGUCAAAAUCAAAUGCUGACUAGGUUAAUUAUAAUUGUACAUACUAGUAAAAAUUACUUUCACACGUUUACAUUUUUAAAGAGUGAAAUUUAAAAUUUUUUGUCGGAUUCUAUUAAAAUUAAUAUUUUAGUAAAUUUUACGAAAGGUUAUUAAAGACAGAUAAGGAAUAUUUGGUUUUCUUUCAGCAGCUUAGGAUUAAAAUUUGCUGAUUCUUCAUUUUUAUAGCAAGCCUAGAAGCUGCUGUUUGUACAAUCGCGAGGAAAAUAUAAUUCUAUUUCUUAUCUUUGCUGAAUUUUACAAACAAGAUUAUACAAAUAUC